CCAGCUCUCUGAGUGCUUCUCCCGCCGCCUCCAGCAGGGGUCCUCAGUGCACCGUGUGGUGGUGGACACUGCUCCUAGAGAGACACACGAGCACAACAAACCUCUCUUCUACGCUCUUAUUUUACGUAAAUGAAAACCAAACAUUCUGCCAAGACCGAUAUUUUUACCUAAAAUGUCAAAUACAACAGGUAACUGUUACAUGUGGUUGUUUAUAGCGGGGUUCAACGUUAACCGUUGAGACAAACCGUCCUGUAUUUACAAACUCAGCUUAUGUAUUCACGAGGAUGCGCGCGCCUCUUGGCAACGGAAGUUGAACGUCGUUGCUGGUGAAAACUUCCUUAACCGAAGCAAAACUACUGUUUCCAAACUGUUUUAAGCUAAAAUGUCGGCGUGUUGCGUGUCUGGCUGUAAAAGUCGACAUUCUUCAACCAGCAAACGGUUUUACAGAAUACCAGCCGGGUCUCGACCGUUUCAGGCCAACCGGAGACGUUUAUGGCUCCAAGCUAUCGAGAAAGUGAACGGCAGCACCGAGGGGCUCAAUGGACAUGCCCGCAUCUGUGGCGCUCAUUUUAAGUCAGGGGAAGCGUCCAUGGACCACGACAGUCCCGACUUUGUGCCUUCUGUGUUUACAUAUGCUGACAAGAAAAAAGUCAAAAGGUACUCCAGUCGUAUAAAAAGACGACAAUGCACAGCCAAAACAGACGAAGAAGAAGAGCAACAAAUUGCUCCACACAGAGCUGAUUCUCCGGUGGACCUCCAGUCCUCUGAUUUGACAGAGGAAAUACAGACAUCAUUAUCUCCAUCAGAACCAAAGGAAGGAGAAACAUGGACUGAAGAGGCUGAGACUGAGAGUGAAACCACACCAAUCAAAUCACAAACAACAUCACCAUCAGCAGACUAUCCAGUACUAGACAAAAGGAUUCCCAUUGUGCUUCUAAAACGUGUGUUUGUACCAGCAGGUGGUUAUCAGUGUGAGCAGUGCAAUCAGAACUUCACCAAUGCACCACAGCUUAUAAAACACAGACAGGUGCAUGAAGAAGAAGAAGAAGAAGAAGAAGAAAUAGACAGCACCGUCAUCUGUGAAUCUUGUGGAAAGGUUUUCACAAGACUGGCAGAUUUCACUGAGCACCAGUGUGUCCCCAAGCCUUCCUUUCCAUGCAACAUUUGUGAUCGAACCUUCACUACAAGCCAUAACCUCAAGCGUCAUAAACUGCUGCAUGUCAAAGAUGGCAGGAAGUGCCACCAGUGUGGCAUGCUAUUCUGUCAGCGUCAUAACCAUGUGGUAUUCACGCCACUGGCCGAGUCUGUAACUGAGUAUGAAGAGGAUCCCACUGAGCCUCAAAAUUUAGACACUGAUUUGACGCCAGAAAACCAUCUGCUGGAGAAGCCAGAGCCAAGCCAGACUACUGACCUGGGUGACGAUGCUCAGAGCAGCAUGACUGUUUCGUCUAUACCCCCAAACCAUAACGCCCAAUCUCCAGCCCCAUCUCAAGCCUCACACACCAAAGUGUUACCAGACAUCCCUCCACCGGUGUUUCUAAUACUCCCCUCUGUGUCACGUUUACCUCCACCGGUACCAAGGAUCUCAAGCAAAUUAUCUACCUCGUCUUGGUUUAAGACACCCCUGCCCAAGUAUCCUGUAGCCUCCAUUCAGCCUCCCCCACCAAAUCUACAGCUCCCACCCUCCCUGAAGCUUUUCUCACCACAGUACCUUACCUCAGCAUUUCUUGAGGUUAACAGAAAUUAUGAUUAUAUUUUAAGCAAACCAGCAGGUGUGAAGAAGAGGAAGAAUAUUGUGAAGGAGGAACAAUGCGAGGGGCCUUGGAUUUCUCCUCAUGAGCAAAGUGUUGAGCGCGUCAAAAAGGAAAGAACUGCUUAUGAGAUGGAGUUCAUGCUCUGAUCCAAACAGUGGAGGGAAAUAUGUCACUUUAAAGCAGUGACUACAUUUACAUAUACAGUACUAUUCCUCUAUUAUUCAUAUGAAUAAUAUACAUGACAAUAUUCAGAACUUGAUAAGGAACAUGUGAAGAGCAUUUUCCAUUUGGAUAUUCUGAAUUAGACCUUUUUCUGAAUGAAACAUUUUUGGAUUAAGACAUGGGAAACACCUGGAUCAUUCAGGUUUUAAGAGCAUACUUUCUACUCGUACGUAGCAUAUUUUUGCAUUCACAAAGAAGGCCCCCAUUUCUGGUUGGUCCCCCCUCUGUUGGAGUACUUAGCACACAGAUCUGGUACUAAAAGGUGGAGCUGUGAACACUGCAAUCUGUUGAUUGGUCAAUAGAGGACGGUCACUCUGCUCAGGGCUGAGUUGUGGCUGGUUUUGAGGCUCAUGUAACCACUGUUCAUACUGUGGAGAGUUUUAUUAGUAAACUGUAGCUAUAAAAUGAGAGGAUGUUUUGCUGCCUCUCACAGCAGCUGGAGUCUGAGAAUUUUUUUUUUUAUAUCACCGAGCCAACCGCCGGCAACUUUUAAGGUGGAACGUCAGCUUGUAAGGUUACUCAAUGCAUAAGUUGACGAGGUGAAUCCACCAGCACACCUUAAAUUUCACAGUGACAACUUUGACCAUACCUUAGUUUUUAAUAUGACAUACACCUUGAGUAAUGAGUGGAUCUUCAAGCGUUAAUAUGUAUUUAUUUCAACUGGGGUGGCAUAAAUCCCAGUCUUCACCCGGAGAAAAGAAAAGCAUUGCGGAGUGUCGUUCCUGUGGACUCCAGCAACACUAAACCCCUGAGCUUGCCUGAGAAGGACUAAAUGUACAAACCCGCUAUUUUUAAACAUCCCAUGGAGAGAGACGCUCACUGCAGCCUGGUUUAUUUUGUUCUGAAAAUGUCGACAUGCAGCCUCAUUCUGUGGACGAUAAACGAGGUGCAGUCUUUCCUCUAUGUCACCGAUAAUGAGGAAAUACAGUGAGUGCUGGACGGAGCAGUGAGUGACAACAACCCCGCCCACAUUUAAAAGUACUGUUUGCAGUGGAAACACUAGGGUCUAGCCUAGGUACCAUGUCUGAAGGGUUACUCUUGGUUCCAAAGGUACCAUACUAAAAGUUUUUGAUUGAAACAGGGCUAAGGAAGCAAAAUGGCACAAGCGGCUCCAGCUGCUCUGCUUUUCCAUAUUUUGACGUAAUGUGUUAGAGCACGUUAUUUGGAGUAUGCAUGACUGAAUCACCACAAUUUAACCUCAGCUGUCAAACUGACCUGUUCACCUAAUUCUUAAUGUUUGACAUUUCCCUACUUCUUACACUAAGACUUGUGCCUUGUAUCAUAAAGGUAAUAGCACAUUCUGUCAAACAUAUUAGUGUGUUCGGUAGAUACUACAACUAAAACAUAUACAACAACAUUUAAGGCUAAUUCUGCUCUCAGUAAGCCACACUUAUGCUCUCUGUUUGGCAUAAAGUGGUCUCACUUUUUGUUUAGUGUUCCUGUGAUAACAUGUACACUGUGAACGUGUUUGCUGCACACUUUGGUUGGAUCCAAGCUAGUUCAACACACCAAUUUCUAUGUCUAAUGUCUAAACUCGUAAAGCUGCUGUUUUUAUUAAGCAAGAGUUCUGUAUGUAGGAUGCGUUCCCGUCUUUAUCACUGCUGAGGUGAACUUUGUUUUUUCACUGUUGUCUGGUAAUAACACUGUUCUGUACGUAAGCAGUAGCUCUAACUGACCUGGAUUGUAAAACUGCACCAGGUGGCAUCUGGACUGCAAGCUAUAUUCUGUAUUUAGCAGUUUGUAGAGUAAUAACCAGUUUAAUCUCUAAACAAUUGCACAGUGCCAUGAAUGAUAUCAUGAAUAUCAUUAUCCAGCAUCAAAUAUGAAAAGAACUGUCAGUGAAUUCAGUUUUUAUCUACCUCAGCGACCAGGAACAACACAGAUAGUGUGUGUUAUCUAACAUUAUAGAUUUGUGUUUGCACAGAAAUAACAUUUCCCCCCCAUGUGUAUAUAAAGAUACUGUAGCAGUUCCAGUAUUUUGGGUACACAGUUGGCUUGUGUGUACUAAAGUCUGGAAGUGGCAGAAGGCAGGGCGGUGUAUUGAGAGAGGAAGCCACUUGUUUUUCCUGUAACAACAAGCACCAAACCUGUCAAACUGUAAAUGAGAGAGAAACCCUUUCUCCACCUGACACUGUGAACGGCGACAAGUCAAACACGUUGCAUCAUAUUCUCAUUACUGUGGAUGCAACACGCUCACUGACUGAAGCUACAGGUUCUGAAAUGGUUGUUAACGUAUCAGCUUGCUGAACAUCUUGUUUUUUAUUUUGUGUGUGUUUUAUUUUAUAUCACCUCAGUCAGUACAGUCAAUGGAUGAUAACUUUGUACCUGUUUUUGUGUGCCUUAUACACUGUUGUGUCAUAACACUGACAUUAAAACUCUCCAGUAAAACCAAAUUCCAAUUUAAAUGUACUGCUGUGUAGCUGUAACUACACUGUGUCCAUGUCAUGCUGAUUCACACUUGGACACAGUAACUGAAAGACAAACAGUGCAAUGUGUCUAAAUUUAAAUAUCUAUGUAACAUAAUCAUAUAUGCAGAAAUA
Molecule: messenger RNA, 4516 nt
Organism: Epinephelus fuscoguttatus (brown-marbled grouper)
Lineage: Eukaryota; Metazoa; Chordata; Actinopteri; Perciformes; Serranidae
Product: zinc finger protein 184-like
Exons: 4
Coding region: 383-1900 (505 amino acids)
Cellular component (GO): nucleus
Source: RefSeq, a predicted model, not a curated record